Messenger RNA from Paramecium tetraurelia, 2616 nucleotides. RefSeq lists its product as uncharacterized. The record is from RefSeq and is a predicted model, not a curated record. Gene Ontology annotation, cellular component: peroxisome; endosome; membrane. Gene Ontology annotation, molecular function: 1-phosphatidylinositol-3-kinase activity. Gene Ontology annotation, biological process: phosphatidylinositol-3-phosphate biosynthetic process; phosphatidylinositol-mediated signaling; autophagosome assembly. NCBI's taxonomy places the organism in Eukaryota, Ciliophora, Oligohymenophorea, Peniculida, Parameciidae. The transcript has 5 exons.
AUGGAAUUAUAAAAUUAUACAAAUUAUACUCCCCACACUUGGCUUUAAGAUGUACCAGUUAAACUGACUAUCUCUAAUUUAUGGGACGGAAACAAUGUACUGGAUUCACUCAUUGAUGAUCCCAAUAAAGACGAGCAACUUAUUAUUGUGGCCUCGCUCUACAUCAAUGGCCAGUUACAGUACCCAACCAAGACAUUUAAGGCAUUUAGCAGGCACUCCUUACAAAAAUAAGAAACCAUUUUUUUUAAUUCCAAUAUUAAGGACUUAUCAUACAAUUCCUUAAUAGCCUUGAGUAUAUACAGCACUCAAUAGAAAUAUGAAGAGGCAAAACCCUUGGGAUCAACGACCUUCCCUUUGUUUGAUGAAAAUUUGAAAUUAAGAGAAGGAAAAAUCAAUUUGCUUAUUUGGCCGAAUACCCAACCAGACACAAGUUUUAACUCCAAAACACCAGGGCUUGUUAAGGAUAGAAAUAUUUAGGACUUGAAUUUUUGUACUAGAAAAAUAGAUGAAGUUUCAAAAGGAGAGUAGAAUGACACCAAUAAAAAUUUAUCAAAGUAAAACCUUCAGAUUAGAUUGUAUUAUCUAAGCAAGAUAAUACCCACAGCAUUUCUAGAAGUGCAAUUGGAUCAAUAUUUCCAAUAACCCAUUCUUUUUGAGGACUAUGAAUAUCCUCAAAACGAUACGGAAUAAUAAAUAAUCGGUGGGGGAUAUUAUAAAUAACCCGAAGAUCAAAUCGCUAAUCAAGCAAAAGCACCUACCCAAAGAAUCUUCAUUGAUCAAAAUUAAUUGAGUGACACCUUCAGAACCAGUGACUUUGAUUAGGAGUUUGGCAAACCUGAUCCUAUCCAUGAUAUGAUGAACUUAAUUUUGAGAUACAGUGAUCAUCCAGAAACAUUAAAACCAUAAAAAGAUGAAGAGGAAAAAAUGAGGAAAAUGAUGGCUCGACCUUUGAUCGGAGAACUCAAAAGUGAUGAUAAACAACUAUUUGUUAAAUAUCGAUAUUGGGCUAUGCAAUAUGGAAGUGCUUUGCCAUUCUACCUCCACUCAGUUGCUUGGCAAAAUCAAAAGGAAGAAUAGGAUGCAUUAACCUUAAUGAAAAAGUGGUCUCCUAUUGACAGAGAGGAUUGUCUCUUUUUAUUGUCUUCAUUCUUUUGUGCAAGUGAAUUUAAAAAAAAAUAUGCUGUCGAGCAAUUAGGUAAGUUGAGUGAUGAAAAAAUUGAAAAUGUUUUAUUGUAAUUAGUGUAGGCAUUAAAAUAUGAGCCUUUUGAUUAGAAGUCAGAACUUGUUAAUCUAUUGUUCGAUAGAGCCAUCAAAUCUAAAUCACUAGCUACCUAUUUGUAUUGGUAUCUUCAUGUAGAAAAAGAUGGCUGGAGUGCUGAUUCCAAGAACACUAUUCUAGGCUUUUAUUAUACUACAUUCUAAGGUAUUCUAAUACAUUAAACAAUAAAUUAGAUUUUGAAAGAAUAUAUUUAGGGACAAACCAAAUUUAGAUCAAAACUGCAAAGUCUAGCCACUGAAAUCAGAUCUCUCAAAAACGAUAGGCAAUUCAGAAUAAACUACAUUAAAAAUCAAUUGUCAUAAUCGGCCUAUUAAAAUUCAUCAGAAUUGCCAUAGCAUCCAUGCUGUCUCUAUCCUGAAUAUGAAUUGAUUAGAGCUGUCCCAGAGCGAACUACCAUAUUUUCAUCGGCCAUGGCUCCAAUUAGAUUGGGAUUCCAUGUAAUUAAAGGAGAUGAGGAAUCUGAGAUUAAAUUAAUCUUUAAAAAUGGAGAUGAUUUAAGAUAAGAUCAAUUGGUAAUGUAAAUUUUUAAUUUAAUGGAUGAAUUACUUAAAGGAGUUAGUUAAGAUAUGAAAUUAUUACCUUAUAGAAUACUUGCCUGUUCUAAAAGUGAUGGAUUCUUAGAAUUCGUACCUGAUAAUGUAACACUUCAAGAAAUCAUCAUCAAAAAAAAUCAAGGAAUGCAACCUUAUUUAAGAUAGAUUUCAGAAGAUAAAUUGAAUCCUUAUUAUUGGAAGACAUUGACUUUGAAAAAUAAUGAUUAAAAAGAUCCUGACAAUCUUAAAAUUAUACAAGAUCAUAUUGAUUAGGUUGUUAAAAAAGCCCCAUAUGGUAUUAAUCCAACCUUUAUGACGAAUUACAUCUAUUCUAGUGCAGGAUAUUGUGUCUUAACAUAUUUCCUAGGAAUUGGAGAUAGACAUCUAGAGAAUUUAUUAAUUAACAAUGAAGGCAAGAUGUUUCAUAUUGAUUUUGGGUUCAUCUUGGGCAAAGAUCCAAAACCAUAUCCUCCUCCAUUUAAAUUGUGUCCAGAAAUGGUGGAAGCCAUGGGAGGAUAGAAAUCAGAUUUAUACACUUUGUUCAAAUCAAAAUGUGUCGAGGUUUAUGUCUACUUAAGAAGAUAUGCUAAAUUGAUUAUAAAUCUAUUUCUUUUGAUGGCUGAUGCUGGUAUUAAAGACUACAGUUAAGAAGCAAUAGAAUAGAUGUAUGAAAAAUUUAGAUUGGAUGACAGUGAUGAAAAUGCUGAAAUUCACUUUUUAGGCUUACUAGAAGAGUCCAUUAACUCGUUAUUUGCUAAAAUGACUGAUAAGUUACAUUUCUGGGCUAGUUAUAUGAGAAAAUGA